GGAAAACUCCGAAUGGCGGCAGUAAAUGACCUUUGUUAUGUCCCCUUCGAUAGUGUCGUUGACACUUCCUUCUGGCACAUUCUCUCUAAGAAGAAACUCGACGAAUAUCGUCUUGAGGAGGGGCCUUUCCCGAUGUCCGGAGAGUUUACCAAUGGAACUCCCGUUGGAAUCGCACCUCGCAUGAGCAUCGAUCACGCCAGUUUGAAUGGUGUAAAUUCGAGUGGAAGAGGCAACCUGUUUCGUGUCAACGGCUACUUAUUCACUAUCAAUACGAUUGACAAGUUUCGCACGAUGGACAAGCAGGCGCAGAUUGACGAGUUCGGUCGGAAGCACAUUUGUGGGGAGGCCGUGAAUUCGCAGCGCGACUUCCUGCGACAUCCAAAUAAAUUGCUCACCUUCUUUCUUUCUGCCUUUUGUGAUCUGAAACACCACAAAUUCUAUUAUUGGUUUUCGUUCCCCGCCGUCUCCCAAGUACACAAACCGCAACUCCUUUCCAAGACUUCAAUUACGACCGAAUUUAGCCAAGCACAGCUUGGCACCUUCCUGCCGAGUUACGAUGCGUGGCGCCAGCAAAGCGGUGACGCAUUCUUCUGCCUGAAGGCCACCCCCGACGGACUUGCCGUCGCCAACCUCGAAACUCUCGACAUCGGAAACAAAGCACGUUCCAGUGGUCACGGUAGCCAUUACGUCGGGUUUUGUGAUCCAUCUAGCCACGCCGACUUCCCUGGUUGGGCCUUGAGGAAUCUGCUUUUCGCCCUGUCGACCACAGUGUAUGAACGACUUAGCGAUUCGGUUAUUUUUAGUUCUCACCGAAAAGACAGCCAAGCAAUCAAGGUUAUCUGUUUUCGUGACCGCUACUUCAAUCAGGAACGGAAUUUCUCCCACAGCCUCGUCCUGGGGAUCAAAAUUGAACCGGAAUCCGCCUCCGAAGAUACCAGAUUCGUUGGAUGGGAAAAGUGGAAGGGGAAGCUGCAACCGAGAUUCGUCAACCUCAGCUCAACUAUGGAUCCCGUCAAGUACGUUUGUCUGACUCCGUUGGCCUGUGGUUGCCAGGGUUCCCUUUUUUACCCAAAGGUGGCUCUAGAAACCGGUCACAGAAGAAGUCAUUCAUUGACUGGGGAUAAUGUAAUGAAGCUGGCCACUUCCGCAGUGGACUUGAAUUUGAAGUUGAUGCUGUGGCGCAUGCUCCCCAAUAUCGACCUCGGUGUGCUGCACAAAACCCGCUGCCUCAUCCUCGGUUCGGGCACCCUGGGCUGCAACGUCGCGAGGCAACUUCUGGCCUGGGGCUUCCAAAGCAUAACUUUUGUGGACAACUCCACUGUCUCCUAUUCGAACCCCGCUCGACAGACUCUCUUCACUUUCGAGGACGCCAAAUCUGGCACCGAGAAGGCUGUUGCAGCCGCCGAGGCCCUCAAGCGGAUUCUCCCCUCUGUCAAUGCAAGCGCACACAACCUCACAAUUCCAAUGCCCGGCCAUCCCGUGUCAAACGCCUCUGCUGGUUCAAAUGCGUCCAGCCUUGUCGAGUCUGUGCGCGAAGCCUGCUCGAAUCUGGAUGAACUUGUUCAAAAUCACGACGUUGUUUUCCUUCUGUUGGACACACGUGAAGCUCGUUGGCUCCCCACCCUCCUGGCUACUUACCACGGCAAGCUUGCAAUCACAGCCGCGCUCGGUUUUGACACCUUUCUGGUCCUGCGUCACGGCCUGCCCCGCAAGCAAGGCACCUCGCCGUCGUCAGACCGUUGUGUCUCCGGGGAAUCAAGCAAGAAGAUAGAUGGUGGUGGUUUGGGGUGCUACUUCUGCAAUGACGUUGUCGGCCCUGCAAAUUCCACGAGAGACCGGACCUUGGACCAGCAGUGCACAGUCGCCCGUCCGGGCGCCUCGAUGGUGGCCUCCGCCCUAGCCGUGGAGCUGUGCGUCGGUCUGUUGCAGCAUCCCGAUGGGCAAGUCUCGAUUCACCAAGACUUUCGACAAUGCUUCGCUCCCGCUGGCGGACGCAGCGACGCCGAUUGUCCGGGCUCGCAGGACUACACCUUCGGCUUUCUGCCCCACCAGAUACGUGGAUUUUUGUCGCAAUUCUCCGAGGUCGUGCCCUGCACUGCCGCCUUCUCUCGGUGCUCCGCGUGUUCGCAACCCGUACUGGACGCCUACGCUAAGGGUGGUUUUGACUUCUUGCUUCGGGUCUUCGACGAGCCUGGCUACCUGGAAGAGGUUUCCGGGCUGAAGGAGCUGCAACUUGAAACUUACUUUGAUGAAGUAAGCUGCUAG
Molecule: messenger RNA, 2265 nt
Organism: Mesocestoides corti
Lineage: Eukaryota; Metazoa; Platyhelminthes; Cestoda; Cyclophyllidea; Mesocestoididae
Source: the annotation of a GenBank genome assembly